UUUAUUGAUAAUAACUGAUAAUACUUAUUAAUCGUUUUAAUUGCUUUUUUCUUGUUUUUGUUUUAAUUUUACAAUUAUUUCUAACGUUUGAGUGUUGAUGUAAAGUCGCUUAUCGACACUCAAACUAGAGUUAUUGUGUUAUGAGGAAGAUUCUCAUUUUCAAUUAAAAUUGACUUUCGAUAUUCGCGAGGAAUAACUAGAGGGAAGAUAUUCUUUUUUAUUGAAUAUGGGAUAUAAGACAAUUGUUAAGAUAUGGCGAAAAAUAACAAAACCGGAAAAUAAUGGCUCGUCGAGUGAAAAGGAAUCAACAUCGUCUGAUGACAAUCGUCAGGAUCGUUUGCGAUCAUCAACUCCGUCUUUGCUCUCGGAUUUACAGCUUCGCAGUACCGAGAUUGGAGAAAUAGCAGAAAUGCCAGAUUAUGAAAAUUUAAAUACAUCGGCAGUUUUACAUUAUUGUAAGCAUAAAAUUUUGAGACCGUAUUUAAGAUUAUUGGGAGUUAUGGGCUUACGACCGACAAGCAGCGAUGAUUCAGAACAUAGUUCGUGUUACUGUAUUUUGGUCAAUUUUCACACAGUGCAGGUCACUAUUUUCAUGUGCAUCGGAUAUGUGUUGCAAUUUAUGGCUUGUUUCAGGAGAGAUCGUGGAUUCUGUUACAAAGUGAAGCCACCCAUUGAAAUAUAUCAAUCGGAAUUGAAUCCAUCGCGAGUAUCAAUGGAGAAUGAUUUUUGUUACGGAAAUGCGGCAUUUAAUUACGCUAUACCAAGUACUUUACACUUAUUUGGAUAUUUAUACACAGUUUAUUUAUUUCGAAUAAAGGAAAACGAGCAACUGCAAAAUUUAAUGGAACGGGCAUUUCUCCUGUCAUCGACGCCUGUGAAUCGGGGCAAUCAAAAGAGACUUGUCAGAAUUUUAUGGCUCUUUAUCGGACUCAGUGGAGUUUGGAUGCUCUUGGCACUGUCGACGGUCACUUUCAUGAUGGUCACACAAAAUAUUCGUUUUCAAUGGGUUGAAGACAGUCCACACAAAGUGAAAGAAUUAUUGAAAAUAAUUUUAGUAAUUUGUACCUUGUGGCACGAUAUGGUGCAGGGAACAAUAAUCACGAGUUAUUGCCUACAAGGACAACUUUUGAUAUCGCAUUUAACAUUUCUUCGGGCGAAAUUACUGCAACAUUCAAUACCGCCAAUCGAAUGGAUGAAGGAAAUCAGCGAAUUUAAAACGCUUCUAAAGUACUUUAAUGAUGAACUUGGUCCGGCAGUUUGCAUUUAUACUGUAAUUAAUAUAUCCUGGGCCUUAGCAGGAAUCGUCUGGUUAUUUAAAGUCGAUAGUAUUAAUUUUCACGACAGCCCUGCUACUUGUAUUGCUAUACUUAAUGUAAUUCUGUGGAUAUCAUUGUCAAUAGUUCCAUUCGUUCAGGCAGCUCGAUUAACAACAACAUGUUCAAUGAUACAAAAUAUUGGCCACGAGGUUCGCAUUCGUCCUUACGUCUAUCAAGGAACGUCUGGCCAGGAUUUAGACACAAUUCUAUUAUAUACUUCGUCGUUAAAAAUUUGUGCUCGUCUCUAUCGUGUUCCUAUAACAGGUAGAUAUCUGUGUAUGAUUUUAACUGCCGCUGGAGUUUCUAUACUUACACUUGGACAGUGUAAUGCAUUUUCAUAAUCAUUUAAUGAUUAUUAACAUUUUUGCGUUUUUCGUCAUUUUGUAUAUUAUUUCGUAAAUGUGUAAGUUUUUUUUCUAUGCAUUUAUUAUGCAUACUGUACAUAUAUAUUAAUUUAAUUAAGGUUUGCAAAGAAAUAUAUAAGUUAUUUCAA
Leptopilina heterotoma is the source of this 1809-nucleotide messenger RNA. RefSeq lists its product as uncharacterized. The transcript has 7 exons. Lineage: Eukaryota; Metazoa; Arthropoda; Insecta; Hymenoptera; Figitidae. The record is from RefSeq and is a predicted model, not a curated record. The coding region runs from base 227 to 1657 and encodes 476 amino acids.